UAGUGUGCCAUAGAGAGAGAAAGUAAAACCAGCCAGCAAGAGAGAGAAAAAGAGAAGUAAACACCUCUUUUAAAGUUGAGCUAUUUCUUCAAGUUUCAACUACCCUUCUGCUACUACAUACUAAACCAGUGUUCUUGAACAAACAGCACAGCAGUGCUGUUAGAUCUUGCUCUUAAAGUGAAUGAAAUUAAUAGUUUUUUUUCUUCUUUGAUCUAUUCAAGAUUCAGAUUUGAGGCUUUGGGGCAUCUGAUCUCAUCAUCCAAUUCGGGUUUCGAUCGAAUUCGAGUCAAUGGAACAACAACAAGGGGAUCAAGAAAUGUUGCAGCAGAAGCACUUCUGCAAGCUCUGCAGCAGGAGUUUCCCCUGCGGUAGAUCCCUGGGGGGGCACAUGAGGUCUCACUUGAUCGGGAAUUCAUCGGAAAACGCCGAGAGGAGCAGGAACUCGGGCUCGGGGAUCGACACUAGCUAUGUCCUGAGGGAGAAUCCCAGGAAGACCUGCAAGUUUUCUGCAGAGUUUAAUGGUGGUGGUGGGGAAGAUGCUUUGCUUCAGAGCCUUGAUAAGGUGUGCAAGGAAUGUGGGAAAGGUUUUCAAUCUUGGAAAGCUUUGUUCGGGCACAUGAAGUGCCAUUCGGAGAAAAUAAUGAUGAUCUCGACGAACAACAACAAAAGAAGCAAGAUGGAGGAAGCUGCUGAUUCUUGGAAUGUUGUUGCAGAUAAUAAUAAUAAUAGCCAUUCUGAUGACAAUAAUGCUCCAAACCGAAAGAAGAGAUCGAGGAGAGCUUCAGCUAAUACCAAAAGGUACCAGGUUGUUAAUGCUGCUACAACUAAUUCCUCUACCUUAACUGCUGCUAAUAGUGCUUCCCCCUGUGUUUCUGAGAAUGAACAUGAAGAGGUUGCCAUGAGUUUGAUCAUGCUUUCUAGGGAUGUGGGUAGUUGGGGUGGUUUAGCUUCUGUAACUGAGUGCUCUGAUAACAAUUCUGAGUUUCUGGGAAUUCGAUCUUCGGGUAAUUCUGAGAUUAAGGCCAAGAAAGUGAAAGCUGAUGAGAAACUGAAGAAACCAAAGUCCAGAGGCUCUGGGAUUCCUAUAAGUGGAGGCAAUAAGAUGAAGGUGUCUGAAGCUGACAGAGCAGGAUUCGAGAAAUCCGAGGUUGAUGUUCCUAGUAAUGCUCAAAAUGAGGUCUGGUUUAGCUCCCUUGACUCUGAGAAGAAGAUCAGAUUUGAGUGUUCUACUUGCAACAAGAGUUUCCACUCUUACCAAGCUCUUGGUGGCCACAGAGCUAGCCACAAGAAGGCGAAAGACGGGUCUGACAAGAACACUGACCAUUAUUCUGGAGCUCAAAACCAGACAACUGCAGACAGCAGUGAACACAGCAUCCUAGGAUUUGCAGACAAGGUUGAGAGUUCAUCAAAGAAGAUUAAGGUGGCUCAUCAUGAGUGCCCAAUUUGUUUCAAGAUUUUCCCAUCAGGCCAAGCAUUGGGAGGCCACAAGAGAUCCCAUUUGAUUGCUGAGGCUAAAGCCAAUCAACAGCCCACUCAAAUAAUGCAGAAACCUUCAGUCCCAGAAACCAGAGAUUUUCUUGAUCUCAAUUUGCCUGCUCCAAUUGAAGAAGAAGAAGAAGAAGAUAAAGAAAGCCAUCAGAGCUCUGGGUUCCAAGCAUGGUGGAUGGUGGGGAGCAGCUAUAACCAUGAUCAUCUUAUGCAGCCUACUUUCUGAGUUAUCAUCAUCCUCAUUCAUCUGCUAUUAUAAAGGUUCACAGAAGUGUACAGAUUCAUUCUUUCUGCUUCAAAGCAGUGACAAUUCCAUUUGCCAAAGGGGAACUCUAUCCUACAAGGACACUGGGCACCCAUUAAAGAGAAAUUAAGCCACCCCCUUUGGAGCACUCUUCACAGUGAAAAUUUUCCCACAUUCCAAUUCCCAGAAGAUGUGUAAUUUUCUUGCUUUUCUUUCCCAAUUUUUUUGCUGUAAUUUAGGCACACUUGAAAGCUUCAGCUUGAGCUUCAACUUUCUUUUUACUAUACUGUUGUAUGGUGUAAUUGUUUUAUCUUGGCAGUAAAGGGAAAUGAUGAGGUGUUGAAGAUGGACAGUGAGUGAAGUCAGAAAGAUCAGAUAUGAAGUCCUUUUUUUUUUGGGAGGUUUUAUAAUAUUGUAAAAAAGAGAUUGCCAGUGAGCUCAAAGGUGGUUGUUUAGUCACCUACCAUAAAAACAUGACAACACA
Molecule: messenger RNA, 2216 nt
Organism: Ipomoea nil (Japanese morning glory)
Lineage: Eukaryota; Viridiplantae; Streptophyta; Magnoliopsida; Solanales; Convolvulaceae
Product: zinc finger protein ZAT1-like
Exons: 1
Coding region: 290-1714 (474 amino acids)
Source: RefSeq, a predicted model, not a curated record